Elaeis guineensis (African oil palm) is the source of this 5530-nucleotide messenger RNA. NCBI's taxonomy places the organism in Eukaryota, Viridiplantae, Streptophyta, Magnoliopsida, Arecales, Arecaceae. The record is from RefSeq and is a predicted model, not a curated record.
UUCUCCUCCAUCACCCCAUGCCACUACUUUCGGUUAUUCUCCUAACCCAAACGGCUAGCUAACACUCUCUUAUCCACCGUGCACAGCCGACAGGCCAUUCCCCCAAACCCGCCCAACUCAUCUCUCCACGCAUACCCGCACUGUUCCAUCUCUUUUCUUUCUUUCUUUCCUUCUCAAUCCCCCAUCCCCUUCCUUUUCUCCGCUCUCUCCUCUCUUCCCUCCCGUCGUCUCAAAACACUAUCGUAUUUGCUUCUCUCCUCGCUUUCUUCUUCUAAUUCCUUCGCCUUUCCGAGUUAAUGCGCCCCCAAAUGUCCCCUUUCCGACCCCCAAUCUAGGGUUCCCAAAACCCCAUCAAAGCCCCCAAGAUUUAUUCCCCCCCCAGAUCCGGCGCCACCGGGAAUGGCCGCUCCUGAGAUCCCGGCCUGGCUCAAGGGCCUCCCCAUGGCCCCCGAAUACCGCCCCACCGAGACAGAGUUCGCCGAUCCCAUCGCCUUCAUCUCGCGCAUCGAGGGCGAGGCCGCCGCCUUCGGCAUCUGCAAGGUUAUCCCCCCGCUGCCCAAGCCCUCCAAGAAGUUCGUCCUUGCCAACCUCAACCGCUCCCUCUGCACCUCCCCGGACCCCGUCCCCGGCUCCUGCCCCGCCGCCACCGGCGACGCCGCCGUCUUCACCACCCGCCACCAGGAGCUCGGCUCCCGCCGCACACGCGCGCCGGUCCACAAGCAGGUCUGGCAGAGCGGGGAGGUCUACACGCUGGAGCAGUUCGAGGCCAGGUCGAAGGCUUUCGCCCGAUCGCAGCUCGGCGGGUUCAAGGAAGUCAGCCCAUUGCUGGUGGAGGCCCUUUUCUGGAAAGCGGCGUCGGAGAAGCCCAUCUAUGUGGAGUACGCCAAUGACGUUCCCGGCUCUGGAUUCGCCGUGCCGGAGGAGCCCUUCCGGUAUUACUCCCACCGGAGGCUGCGGCGGAAGAGAGGGUUCAACAGGGGAAGGGUUCAAGAACCGAAAUUCUCGUGCCUGGCAGCUUCCCGUGAGGCGAGACAGCAGAAUGUUUCGGUUGCUGAGAGUAACGAGAGGGAGGGCACCGUCACUGGCACCGCGGGAUGGAAGCUUUCGAACAGCCCUUGGAACCUUCAGGCGAUUGCGCGCUCACCUGGUUCGCUUACCCGGUUCAUGCCCGAUGAAGUGCCCGGUGUUACCUCCCCGAUGGUUUAUAUCGGGAUGCUGUUCAGUUGGUUCGCUUGGCAUGUCGAGGAUCAUGAGCUGCACAGCUUGAAUUUCCUCCACAUGGGCUCGCCCAAGACUUGGUAUGCUGUGCCUGGGGAAUAUGCGGCCACUCUUGAGGAGAUUGUUCGGGUGCAAGGUUAUGGAGGAAAUGUCGACCGGCUGACGGCUUUUACUAUGUUGGGGGAGAAGACGACUUUGUUAUCUCCUGAAGUUUUAGUGGCAUCAGGGGUGCCUUGUUGCAGAUUAGUCCAGCAUCCUGGCGAGUUUGUUGUCACGUUUCCAAGGGCUUAUCAUGUAGGCUUCAGCCAUGGAUUUAAUUGUGGAGAAGCUGCCAAUUUUGCAACUCCGCAAUGGUUAAAGGUAGCCAAAGAAGCUGCAGUAAGAAGGGCGGCCAUGAGUUAUCUUCCCAUGCUCUCCCAUCAACAGCUGCUAUACAUGUUAACAAUGUCUUUUGUCUCUAGAGUUCCUAGAGAAUUAUUACCAGGUGUACGAAGUUCACGCCUGAGCGACCGUAAGAAAGAGGAAAGAGAAAUUCUGUCAUGUUCUUCUUCCAUAUCUCGUGAAGCACAUGGGUUGUUGGUUGAUGAUGAUUGUGGAAGGGCUCAGCCUCAACUCAAAGGAAAGAAUUCUUUUGACUGCAAAGAAGAUGAUUGUUGUGUUGUUGAUGCAGAUAAAGCAGAAGCAAAUGUCAACAGCAUAUCAUCUCAAAAUAUAUCAUCUGAGACACAGAAGAAUACUUGCCAUCCUGAGUGCAUGAGUUCUCAUGGGGAAGUCAUGGACAGCGCAGAUGUUGAUGAGGAUGAUUUACCAUUUGGUUUGCAUGUUGAUUCAGGAUCAUUGGCAUGUGUUGCUUGUGGAAUCCUUGGUUAUCCAUUUAUGGCUAUCUUGCAACCUUCUGAAAAAGCAUUAAAGGAGCUUUUCUCUUUAAAUUGUGAAGAAUCUGACCUGAAGUUGGAAAAAUCAGAGUCUUCAGGUCAACCUCUGCAUCUACCAAAUCCUGAAAAGAAGUUUUAUUCAGAUUUAGAACAAAAUGGCAUUAAACCUGAGGAGUGGAGAAAGGCAGAUUUAACAUGCAACUUAUCUCUUGAACAAAGUGGCCAUGCAAGUGAUGCCCCAAGUGCUAUCAAGGAACCUUCAUCUUAUUCUACGAAAGUGCCAGAAGUGACUUGUGAAUCAAUUGUUCAGACUAGAGCUGACAACACAUUGGGUACCUGCAUUUUGUCCAAUAAUUCUGCAAAUGAUAUGGAAUACCUUCAUAUGUUCAGUCCAAUGGAGCAUCUAGUAGGUGAACAGAACCUGCAAAGUGAGAACACUGUAUGUGCUCCUGGAAAAGAGAGUGUAUGUCAACAUUCAAACGAGCUACAUUCUUUUGACAAAGAGAAGGAAUAUGAUGGGACUGUGCACAUGAAGACUGAUGCGAUAUUUCAAAAUGACUUAUGUUGCUCUAACCCUUCUAGUGCAAAGCCUUUAAAUAAAACAGAGAGGCUACUUGGCACGACAGUGGCAAGGUGUUGUCAUGAGAACACGAAGUGGAAUACAUCUAAUGGAUUUCUAAGAUCGCGAAUCUUCUGCUUGCAACAUGCUCUUGAGAUUGAGGAGUUGCUGCGGUGCAAAGGUGGUGCUCAUGUGCUCAUUAUUUGCCAUUCAGACUAUCUCAAAAUAAAGGCACUUGCAAUAUCAAUUGCUGAAGAAAUUGGUAUUCAGUUCAAUUGUAAAGAUGUUCCACUUGAGAAUGCUUCUCCACCUGAGCUGGAUUUAAUCAAUACCUCAAUAGAUGAUGAAGAACAUGAAGAAGAUGGCAAAGAUUGGACCUCAAAAUUGGGUGUGAAUCUAAAAUACUGCAUCAAGCUAAGAAAGCAGCAACCAUCAAACCAAGAACAGGUUGCAAAUCAAGAACGGCUUGCAUUAUCUUUGGGUGGAAUCUUUUCCAAUCCUUCUCUGGUUUCACCUAUUUUAAAUCUCAAGUGGCUUUGCCGGAAAUCUCGCAGCCAGUAUAAGGUAAUUGGUACCAUCCAGUCAAAAUCAUACAUUGAUGCAAAUACUGAGAAGAGCGAACCUGUAACUGAAAAUCCAAAUGUCAAUCCUGCCAAUGAAAUUCAAGUUUACAAGAGCCGUAAGAAUGAGAGAAAUGACAUGGCUAGCAAGCAUCGUGCUUGCCCUAGAAAAGAUGCACCAAAAGAAUUGGAUGCUUACAAUGAUGUUGCAAUGGUUAAUAGGGAUGAUCAUAAAAACACAUCUGGCCAUACACAUCAGACUGGAAGAGUGGUAGAUGUCAGUACUGAUAAUUUGCUUACCGUCCCUAUUCUUUUUGCUGAAUAUCCUCGAAUGCAUCGAGAUGGUUGGGCAACAAAGAAAAUUAGCACACAACAUAUUGUUUUGGACUCUCCAAAAUCUUGUAAUUUGUCUGUACCGGUUGACUCACCCAUUGUGUCUUGUGAAAAUCCUCCAGGGAUCCAUUGCAGCAAGCUAGACAAUAUAAUGAUUGUUUCUGAUCCUGGAAAGGUGGAAACUUCUCAUCCAUAUUUCAAUGUGCCAAUGCUGGAGUGUUCAGAUUUGGGGCAAGGGGGUGUAGAAGGAUCUAUGUCAAGAUGUAAGGCUGGUAGUUUAGAUAAGCCCAGAUUUGAAGUGAAUAUUGUGAUGUUGGAAGGUGAAUAUUCUGAAGUUCAAAGAGAAGAAAAAGUGGUGGAUGAAACUAACUCAGAGCAUGAAAUACAUGGAACUGUAAAACCUGUUUGUGUACCAACUUCAAGAACUUUUGAUAGGUCUGAAGAUCAGCCAGAGAUGGUAAUGGCAAAUAUAUCUACUUUGGAGGGCAGUCUUGGUAUGCCUUCACUGUCAGAAGAGCAGUUAACUGUUCCAUUUUUAUCAUCCAAUAGUUCUGAAAUGCAUCUUAAUAUUGUAGCCUUGAACAAAUCUGUGCCAAAGAAUGUGGGUGCUAAUUCAGCAGAAGGUAACAUUGAAAUGCAGGAAGAAGUUCCAGCUGCAAGGGAGGGUAUUCUGCAGGAUGAUGUGGUUAGUGGGAACGAAAGCCAGUUUACUGUUGACAACUCAGUCGUUGAAAGUUCUCAAAUUCAGCAGGAAGCCCACUUGGCAAAUGAUACACCAGCAAAUUGUAAGGCUGUUGAUUAUUUAAGAUCAGAAUAUCAUUCUGUUACUACAAAACCGGUAAUCGAUGAUUCAAGGACUUCAGCGAAUGCUGGUUCUGUUUCAGUGGUUGAUGUCUUGGGAGUGCAGGAAGUCACUGAAAACACCAGAGACGUGACUCUUAGUGUGGGUAAUGAUAACUUCCCUCAGAAUGUAGAAAGACAUAAUAAUACUCCAACAAGAGUUGAUCUCAUACAUUAUGUGAGACGCAGAAAUAAGAGAAAGCGAGAAGCAGAGAAAAUAACAGAAAGUCGCAAUAGCUGUAUAAGCUUUGUGCGUAGCCCUUGUGAAGGCUUGAGGCCAAGAACUGGGCGGCCUACAGCUUUGAUGUCUGACAUGAGUAUCAUGGAGGAGAAGGUUACUCCGACGAAGGCAAACAAGAGGCUAGAGAGAUUGGUUGUUCUGAAGGGCAAAGAGAAGGGCAAGGAGGCCUUCGAGUGUGAUGUUGAAGGGUGUCAAAUGAGUUUUAGGACACGGGGAGAGCUUUCACUUCACAAGCGCAACUGUUGCACAUACGAGGGAUGUGGGAAGCGCUUCCGUUCUCACAAGUAUGCAAUGCGCCACCAAUGUGUCCAUGAUGAUGAAAGGCCCCUCAAGUGCCCUUGGAAGGGUUGUAACAUGUCCUUCAAGUGGGCAUGGGCCAGGACAGAGCACAUUCGGGUUCACACAGGAGAGCGCCCCUACAAAUGCAAGGUCUCCGGGUGCGGGCAGACAUUCAGGUUCGUGUCUGAUUUCAGUCGUCACAGAAGAAAAACUGGGCAUUAUGUGAAUUCUCCUGCCAGAUGAUUAUUCUCUUCUUUUUAGGAUUGAGGGUUUGGUUCUGGCUGCUAAGGGUUUCUUUCAGGCAUGGAGGGUCCUUCCUAACUUUUGGGUAGUUCUAACGUUCCUUUUUCUUUGAAGAUCAGCAAAAGACAAUCCAAUUAGAAUUCAAAUUCACUGAUUGGGUGUAGAUUUGUACAGACUGAUCCCCUGAAAUUCUGCAGUCCUCUGCUGUCACUGUUAAUUGAAUGUUGAAAUCAAGCUUGUCAAUUCAUUACGUUCUAAUAUUUAGUAUUGGUCUCUGUUAAAUCUGUAACUUUCUUUUGCUAAUUUCACAUGUUAUGCUGGUGAAGUCACUGAAGUCAAUAAGCAUAAUGAUUGCGGCUGUUAAUGGGGCCAUGAUCUGUUU